This is a messenger RNA of Talaromyces rugulosus, 1092 nucleotides long. RefSeq lists its product as uncharacterized. The coding region runs from base 1 to 1092 and encodes 363 amino acids. NCBI's taxonomy places the organism in Eukaryota, Fungi, Ascomycota, Eurotiomycetes, Eurotiales, Trichocomaceae. Gene Ontology annotation, molecular function: oxidoreductase activity; zinc ion binding. The transcript is spliced from 3 exons. The record is from RefSeq and is a predicted model, not a curated record.
AUGGCAACUGAAACCGUUCAAAUCCCACAGAAGCACAAGGCUGCCAUUUACGAUGAGCCAGGAAAGGUCUCGACCAAGGUUGUCGAACUUGACGUGCCUGAGCCGGGCGACGGCCAGGUGCUGAUCAACUUGACGCACUCUGGUGUAUGCCACUCUGACUUUGGGGUCAUGACUAAUACUUGGAGGACGCUUCCUUAUCCUACACAGCCCGGCCAAGUUGGCGGCCACGAAGGUGUAGGGCGAGUCGUCAAGCUCGGCCCCGGGGCAGAAACAUCAGGUCUCAAGAUCGGUGACAGAGUUGGCAUCAAAUGGGUCUCCAGCGCCUGUACCAGCUGCCAGGCGUGCUUCGCCGGCGCCGACGGAUGUUGCUUUAACCAGAAAAUCUCUGGAUACUACACGCCGGGCACGUUCCAGCAGUAUACUCUCGGCCCAGCCAACUAUGUGACGCCUAUUCCGGAUGCCCUCUCCUCGGAGGAAGCCGCGCCAAUGUUGUGUGCUGGCGUCACUAUGUUGUCUGCUCUCAACCGCAGCAAAGCCCUCCCGGGACAAUGGGUGGCCAUUUCCGGCAUCGGUGGCCUAGGCCAUCUCGCUGUUCAGUUGGCGAGCAGAGGCAUGGGAUUUCGAGUGAUUGCAAUCGACCAUGGUAGCAAGGAAGACUUGGCUAAGCAAUCUGGAGCCGAGCACUUUAUCGACUUUACCAAAUUCAACACCGACAGUAUGGCACAGCACGUCAAUGACCUCACCGGCGGGCUGGGCGCCCACGCGGUCGUUGUAUGCACGGCCGCAAAUGCCGCGUAUGCGCAAGCAGUCCAGCUUCUCCGGUUCAAUGGAACUUUGGUGUGCGUGGGCAUUCCCGAGGGCGAUUUCGUUGCCGUCGCCGGAGCAGCACCAGGGAUCCUGAUCGCCAAGCAGCUGACCAUCACCGGGUCAGCAGUUGGAAACCGGCAGGAGGCGAUGCAGACGCUGGAGUUUGCGGCGCGCGGGAUCAUCAAGACCCAUCAUCAGGUAGAGAAGCUGGAGAACUUGACCGGGGUGUUUGAGCGGAUGGAGAAGGGCGAGCUGCAGGGGCGGGUAGUGCUCGACCUGUCCUGA